Bubalus bubalis (water buffalo) is the source of this 7757-nucleotide messenger RNA. It is a transcript of the gene SLC9A7, whose product is annotated as solute carrier family 9 member A7. Gene Ontology annotation, biological process: proton transmembrane transport; sodium ion transport; regulation of pH. Gene Ontology annotation, cellular component: recycling endosome; membrane. Bases 213 to 2420 code for a protein of 735 amino acids. The record is from RefSeq and is a predicted model, not a curated record. Gene Ontology annotation, molecular function: sodium:proton antiporter activity. Lineage: Eukaryota; Metazoa; Chordata; Mammalia; Artiodactyla; Bovidae. The transcript has 17 exons.
CGGGCGGGGGGCGGUGCUUGGGGAUCUUGCGCACUGCGUGCGCCCCUCCCCCAGCGCGACUCCCGGCGCGUCCCCGGUCCCUGCCCGGCGCGAGCUGGAGGAGGAGCUGCAGCGGCCGCGGCUACUCGGGCAGGUCGGUGGCGCCAGGGGAAGCUGCCGACGGCGCGGGCUGCCGGUCCCAGCGUGCAGGAGGCGCGGGCGGCGCUGGGGCCAUGGAGCCUGGUGACGCGGCGCGCCUCGGCCCGGGGCGGGCGGCCCGGGCGCUGCCACCGCGGCUGCUGCUGAUGCCGCUGCUCCCGCUGCUGCUGGGUCGGGGGCUGCGCGGGGCGGCCGCGGCCUCCUCCUCUGGGGCGGCGGCUGAGGACAGCAGCGCCAUGGAGGAGCUCGCCACGGAGAAGGAGGCAGAGGAGAGCCACCGGCAGGACAGCGUGAGCCUGCUCACCUUCAUCCUGCUGCUCACGCUCACCAUCCUCACCAUCUGGCUUUUCAAGCACCGCCGGGUUCGCUUCCUGCACGAGACCGGGCUGGCCAUGAUCUACGGGCUCAUCGUCGGGGUGAUCCUGAGGUAUGGCACCACUGCCACCAGUGGUCAUGACAAGUCACUCAGCUGCACUCAGGAAGACAGGGCCUUCAGCACCUUAUUAGUGAAUGUCAGUGGGAAGUUCUUUGAAUACACCCUGAAAGGAGAAAUCAGCCCCGGCAAGGUCAACAGUGUAGAGCAGAACGACAUGCUGAGGAAGGUAACAUUUGAUCCAGAGGUCUUUUUCAACAUUCUGCUCCCUCCAAUUAUUUUCCAUGCUGGGUACAGUUUAAAGAAGAGACACUUUUUCAGAAAUCUUGGGUCUAUUCUGGCCUAUGCCUUCUUGGGGACUGCUGUUUCCUGCUUCAUUAUUGGAAAUCUCAUGUAUGGUGUGGUGAAGCUCAUGAAGAUUGUGGGGCAGCUCUCGGAUAAAUUUUACUACACAGAUUGCCUCUUUUUCGGAGCAAUUAUCUCUGCUACUGACCCAGUGACCGUACUGGCGAUAUUUAAUGAAUUGCAUGCAGACGUGGACCUUUACGCACUUCUGUUUGGAGAAAGUGUCCUAAAUGAUGCUGUUGCCAUUGUACUGUCCUCGUCUAUUGUUGCCUAUCAGCCAGCGGGGCUGAACACUCACGCCUUUGAUGCUGCUGCCUUUUUUAAAUCAGUUGGCAUUUUUCUAGGUAUAUUUAGUGGCUCUUUUACCAUGGGAGCUGUGACUGGUGUCGUGACUGCUCUAGUGACCAAGUUCACCAAGCUGCACUGCUUUCCCCUGCUGGAGACUGCACUCUUCUUUUUGAUGUCGUGGAGCACGUUCCUCUUGGCGGAAGCCUGUGGGUUCACAGGUGUGGUAGCCGUCCUUUUCUGUGGAAUCACACAAGCUCAUUACACCUACAACAAUCUGUCAGCGGAAUCCAGAAGCCGAACGAAGCAGCUCUUUGAGGUAUUACACUUCCUGGCAGAGAACUUCAUCUUCUCCUACAUGGGCCUGGCACUGUUUACGUUCCAGAAGCACGUUUUCAGCCCUGUUUUCAUCAUUGGAGCUUUUGUUGCCAUCUUCUUGGGCAGAGCCGCCCACAUCUACCCACUUUCCUUCUUCCUCAACUUGGGCAGAAGGCACAAGAUUGGCUGGAAUUUUCAACACAUGAUGAUGUUUUCAGGCCUCAGGGGAGCGAUGGCAUUUGCACUGGCCAUCCGAGACACGGCAUCCUACGCACGCCAGAUGAUGUUCACGACCACUCUCCUCAUCGUCUUCUUCACUGUCUGGAUCAUUGGUGGAGGCACGACGCCCAUGUUGUCAUGGCUUAAUAUAAGAGUUGGCAUCGAGGAGCCCUCCGAAGAGGACCAGAACGAACACCGCUGGCAGUACUUCAGAGUUGGUGUUGACCCAGACCAAGACCCACCACCCAACAACGACAGCUUCCAAGUCUUACAAGGGGAUGGUUCAGAUUCUGCCAGAGGAAACCGAACAAAGCAGGAGAGUGCAUGGCUAUUCAGGCUGUGGUACAGCUUUGACCACAAUUACUUGAAGCCCAUCCUCACGCACAGUGGACCCCCAUUAACCACCACCCUCCCAGCCUGGUGUGGCUUGCUUGCUCAAUGUCUAACCAGUCCCCAGGUAUAUGAGAACCAAGAGCCGCUGAGAGAGGAAGAUUCUGAUUUCAUCCUGACCGAGGGUGACCUCACCUUGACCUUCGGGGAUAGCACAGUGACUGCGAAUGGCUCCUCAGGUUCCCACACAGCCUCCAUGAGCCUCGAGGGUGGUCGGAGAAUGAAAAGCAGCUCUGAGGAGGUGCUGGAACGAGACCUAGGAAUGGGAGACCAAAAGGUUUCCAGCCGGGGCACCCGCCUGGUGUUCCCCCUGGAGGAUAAUGUGCGCCUUCCCGCCCAGAGCCCUGAGUGAUGGGGUUGGGGAGGACCCACUGGCGGGGUGAGGAUGGCUGCAAGCCCCAGCAUUGUUGACAUGGGGCCUUGACUGAAUGGAACUAACACUUCUGUUUUAUUGGGGUCUGAAGAUAUCUUAUUUAAAAUUUCAGCCAAGAUGCAGCUGGUGGGGUGAAAGUGUCUCUAAAUCAAGGCAAAUGCAGACCUAUUCCCACUUUUUUCACGUAGUGCGCUGUUCAGAGUUAAACAAAUAGCAUGCUUUAACGCUGUCUUCAUUCAUUCACCUGCAGAUCUGAAAAAGGUGUGGCAGGUGGUAGGGGUUCCUCCCAGGAGAGGCUUCGUAUCCAGACACAGCGGUGUAGGUUUCAUUGGCUAUAGCAUACAAGGGGAGAACAGGCUAAGACUGUGAAGGAUGGCAGUUGCUAUUAGACCUCCAAGGACUGUGAGAAACCGGUGUUAAAUGGACAGAAAACAUGAGAAAGCAAUUUGACUGGAGGCUCCAGCAAUGAGGUUGUGUGACUGCACCCUCCUAUCAGGAUUCCUGCCCCUUUUUGACUCACUGUGUUUCUUCUAGACUGAAGACUGGAAAAUAUGUCCAUGAACAUUUCAACAUGGAGGAAUGAAUUCCAAUUCCUUCUCUGGAAAUCUCCAUAAGGAAGAAGUUACUGGAAUGUUUGAAACCAAAGGCAAAAUAGUGUUAUACUGUUGUUUUUAACUAAUCUGAGGACAGGAGAAACUGUUUAGAAACUGAUGGUGAUAUCACUGCAAAAAUCUGUAAGUUCUCAAGGUAUUCCAUAUGAGCUGACUGCCUGGGAAAUAAUGAAUAGGAUUGGGUUCUACUGUGGCUUUAGAAAUAACACCACAAUUUGUGGGAUGCAGUCUUAUCUAUGAAAGAGAAAGCAGCAAGAAGCCUAAGAGGCAACAGGCUAGUAUUCAGAGGGAAGAAAUCUCACUGCAAACAAAAUUAACUGCAAAGAAAAUACAAGAUAGUAUUCUAAUGACUGAGUAGAAUUCCAAAUUUUGUGUUCAUAAAUGCAUGAGAUUUCAGUGGCCACAUGAGGAAUCAGAGAUGAGUCAAUGGAAAGUUAAGCAUUAUUCAACCUGGUGGAAGGUUGGAAGGUUCUGUCGACUAUAGUAGACAGCUUGAGAGUCUGGAUGUCUUGACAUUGAAUGCCAUGUAGAGAAGGGCCAUUUUCAUGGUAUCUGGGGAACCUUGUACCAACUUAAUGUGCAAGUGUGGUUUAAAAUUUAGGUUUUUGUCAAAAGUUUGGGUUCUUUAUGGAUGAGCUAUUUCACCUGUCCACACCUGUAGCAGUGAAAUACUGAGAGAACUCUUAGAAACUAGGCUAGCAAGUCUUCCUAUGCUUCAGUGAUAGCCUAUUUGAAAACCCAAUUUCUAAAAAAAAAAAAUGCUUUCAUAAAAUGUGGGCAUUUUUCUUAUUAUGGCAGACAAAAUAUUGGUCCAGUUCAGUCUAGGACACUCAUAAUGAAAUCAAUAAUUUAAUCUUUUUAGCUGACAUAUUUUUUAAAUAAGACAUUGCUUGACACUUUUGUUUUUGAAUUGAUAAAUUGUGCAAACCAGGAAAAAUUUAUUAUGAGGCUGAGUCAUAUGAAAUUGCUGAUUUUCAACCAUUUAAGAAAACAGAAAUGGCAGUUUCGUAUGAUUCAACAUAAUAUAAAUGAAUCAUUUUUAUUCCCUUCUUUCCUUUGUAUCUAAAGUCCAUUUUGAUUUUAUGGUCUACCAUGGGCUUUGUAUUCUCCACUGCAAACAUUUUAUUCUAACCUGGUUAAAUAUAAGUAAAUGGAGAUCUGCUGAGCCCAAAAGUUAGCUAGAUUUGUAGUUAUUUGGUUAGAUUUUUCAUUCAGUGAAUCAUUAAGUCACUGACCUGUGGUCCUAAUUUUUGUUUGCAAGAUGUGGAGAUUAAUCCUGACUUUACCAGGGGUCCUGGGAAGUGAGUUCACUUAUUAGAAAACUUCCACCUCUCAGAAGUAUCCUGCCUAUGCUGAGUGACAAAAAAGUAAUGUGCCACAAAGGCUGAAACCUCUUCACUCAAGGCCGAGUAUUUGCUUCCAGUCUGGCAGAAAUCAGAUCGAAACUGCUAAGUAAUGGUGCAGCCAUCUAAAGAAAGUUCCCCCGAGAGAGUGAUCCCAAGUCAUCUUAGAAACAUGUUUGUUCUGGGUUGGGGGGUGGCAUUUCAGUAGUCAAAAGCUCUAGAGCACAGGUUCUCAUACCUGGCUGCACAUUAAGAUUACUUGGCCAGUUUUUACAAAUACUGAAGCCAGGGCCCUACCCUCAGAUUCAGAUUCAGUAGGUUGAUGCCUGGCUGCCAUGUUUUGUUGUGGAUCCUCAAGAAUUCUAUUGUGCAGCUAGGGUUGAGAGCCUCUAGUCUAGAACUUGCAGUGGACCCUAUUUGGAACCUUAAAGAAAUGGUCUAGGAAAGAACAUUUUAAAUUGUUAGUCAUGUGGAACAAACAGGUUGAUCAGCAAUACAGAGAGGGUAGUUGUGAGAGUUUCAUGCUAAUAAUCUUUGCAGAAGUCAAGAACAUACUUUGUAAAGUACAACUGAAAAGGCCACUUUUGAAAAUCUUAGAGCAUGAGAGGGAGAGAUGGGUGACUAGAGUGUAUGUAUGGGGGGGAUUAAAAAUUGUCAUCUUUGCUCCCAUUUGUUGGGGGAGAAAGGGGGUUUUGUUUUAACUGGACUGCUGACUAGUCAAAUGUAACAGUUUCUGAGAUGCUAUCUUUGCAGUUUAACCUGAUAUUAUAUUAAUAGUCCCUUUCACAGUCAAGUGAUCUUUCUCUUCACAUUUUGCUUGUACUCAUGCCUGCAUCCAUGCUGGACUCCUCGAAAUAAGAAUGGGCCCAUUCAUUGCCAGAGCAGAGUAACCAUAUUACUUGGAAAGUUGUGAUCAAUCUGCUGUCUCAUGUGGCAAUGGUGUCAGUAGAAGGUUAAUUAAGGAGAUGCAAACUUUUGUAUAGCACCAACAGAGGAAAGACAAAACCACCUGCAAUUCCUUCUCAUACGCUUUUUGAGGACUACAAGGAGAAUUGAACUAAAGAAGGAAAUUUGGAAUUUAAAGAAGGCUGUAUUUCUUCCUAGGAAACAGGCAUAGGAAGGGCAUAUGUGAUUAAAUGGACUCUGGCCAUCAGGGUACUUGUUGGAGUGACCAGACAAACAACCAUUGAUGUCCUGCAGCCAAAAAUCACACCGUGACAUCAAAUGUUUCAUCAAGUAAACAGCAAGGAGCUCUUUAGGCUGUGUUCUCUAGACCUGAAAAUGUCCUCCAUGGUUCAAUCAACAAAUAUCUCUGUAGAAAACCUGAAAAAAUGUUCUCUCAGCUAUCCAUGAACAUUUCAGCCUAGGGCAAACAAGUAAUGUUUGUUUCAAAAACAGAAGUCUGUUUCACGCACACAUGCCCAAGCCCCAUCAUAGCUCCCCCUUUCUUUGUCCGCAGCGGAAGUUAAUGUUUUCAUGUCAGCUAUCUAAUGUGAACAAAAUGAUUUCUAAAUGUAGAAACACUGCUGAUGCACUUAGGUGAAAUUGCUGGCAGGGCAAACAAGCAACUCAUUGGGGGUGAAGUCAUCCUCUUGGAAAUCUACCUUGGUACCCAUUGUGAGCUCUAAGAGGUGGAUCAUAAAGCUUAUGUUCCCAUCUGCUAUAAAAUGGAACCUGGACUGAGGGCAUCAGGAAAUUCAGCUUGCUGAUUCAGUAACUAUAUGACUUCUUUUUCCGCUUCAGAAAUGGGGCACUUGACAGGCUUCAUGCUUGCUUUUUGAUGUUGCUUCUGUAGAUGAGUUAGUGAAGGAGCUAGUCUGUCAAAUAUUGUCAUUGAAUUCUGAUCCCUUCUGUGUUUUUAACUGACAAUCUGAAUCACCAGUGUCAAUUGCUGCAUUCUGAUACAGGUACAGUAAAUUGAGGGCAUUUUGUGACCAAGACUUACAGUUUAGAAACAACCCACCUGAAUGCUGCUUUCACCAUGUGGAUACCUGAAAAGACCUCCCCUCUUUCUAAAACCUAAUAAAAACAAUCUACAGAGAAGUAUUCUGGAAAGCAAUGCUAGUAUCUAAUGAGGAAAAGCAAGUAGGCUCUUUGACAAUCCUUUCAAAACAAAACCUAGAAAUAAACCAUUUUUCUUCCAGUUCUGAGUUUCAUAAGCAGAGUUUCUGUAAAUUAACAAACCCAUUUGUCAGCCAGUGCUAGCAGAAGUUGUAAAGAGUAAAACCAAAGUUUUUGAUGUUUUAUUUUUGUAAGCAGGGUAUACUCUAACCACGGCCCACAUGGCACACACAGGCAGCCAGUUUUCUGCUACAUGAGCCUUGGAGAAAAUGACAAGGAGGGCUUCCUGUUCUGCUGCCCUUUGAAAAGGUCUGCAACAGACAUAAGAGCACUUAGGAGAGGUCACUUUCUUACCCUGAUGGCCACCUUUUCGAAAAGCUUCACAGAACUACCAAGUGUCAUGGUCAGCUCGACUUUUGGCCAGUGGAAAAUUAUCUGGGUGGGCCUGUAUGUGUUGGAGGAACUCAGAUGGAAAAGGACUUGGAAACAUCAUGAAAAACUCUAUAUCUGCUGUCUAAAGCACUUCAAACAAGUUAAGAUCCCAGUGUCAGUGGGUGAGUGUCUUAACUGCAUGGACAUUUGGGGGUCGACUUUAGUUACGGUAUUCCAGCUGUGAGCUUUGGAGAAGCAAUGGGGUGGUUUUUCAGUCAUAUGGGUGUUAAGUCUAUGGGUUUGGAAUCUGUCACUGAAAUCACUCAUUCAAAAAUAUGACUUCAUAGUAGGGUCACUUAGGUUUAUUUUUUACAUAAAGUACAUCUGAUAUUUCUUACUUAGGAAGUUUUACUAUGUCCAUUAAUAUGAUUAAAUGGGGAGGCCAUCAAGAUUCAUUUAAUAGCUGAAAAGCAGUUUUUAAAAUAGACUAGGAUGAAUUUAAUAGGGGCUGUUGUGACCUUCAGGGGAAUUUUUUAUAGAGAGCCUCCAUACUGUAAUUGGGGAAAUUUUUGUCUUUUACUUCCAUUCAAUAGUAGCAAACUGGUGGUUUUAUAAAAUUAACAUAGUGUGUUAUAUAAACAUGUUAUAUAAAAUAAUAUUAAAACAUGUCUAACUGUGAAAACGUGAAGACUUGGAGUUAUCAGCAACCUUUAUGUGCAAUAAAGAAAACUGGAGUUAGGCCCCCAAUGUGUUCCCUCUCCCUAGCAUUUUACUUAAUGUUUGCCUUUGUGUAUAUGUUUAGACUGAUAUUGUAAAGCUAGCUACAUGUUUUCCUGCCCUUUACUGAUAUUUAACACAUUUUUCUCAAAGCCUUUUUCUUUUCUUUCCUUUUUUUUUAAACAAAAAUCAAAAUAAAAAGAUUAACUGGC